This is a messenger RNA of Nezara viridula (southern green stink bug), 660 nucleotides long. Lineage: Eukaryota; Metazoa; Arthropoda; Insecta; Hemiptera; Pentatomidae. The record is from the annotation of a GenBank genome assembly.
AUGCUAUUAGCAGGCUCUAUCAUUUGUAGGAAUAUCGGGAGGAAUUUGUGGAUACGGAACUUAGGCAAACCACAAAACGUGUCCACAGUCGCCCCGCAAACCACACAAUCGGGACCCAUGCCAUCUCCACCUUUACCACCGCUUCAUUCAACUCUUUCAACUGACCUCUUGUACAUAAAAGCAGGUCGAAGUCAGCCACCUGACUAUGCUACUACCAUAGACGACUUCAGGAGGAAGUUAGGAAAUAUACACAACCUUGCUCCUGCCUUUAAACAAGUAGGGCCUAUUCAUAUCUUACAAGAGAACGAAUCAACAGUUUUGAUGGACCCAAAAAUCGGUUGGUUCCAAACAGAGCAAGAAGGACCCAGCAAGGAGUAUUGGAUGAAGGUUUGGGAUAACUUUCAAAGGACCGUAGGCCAUGUUGGUAGUAAAACUGUAGCAGAGAGAAAGUCACAGGAACUUGGCACUUCUCAACACCUGCCACUACAGCAACAGCAAAAGGAAAAUCUUGAAGGAGCAGACCCAGCCAAUGUUUGGAACAAUAACUGGGCCUCAACAUAUUUUAUGAAUAGGCAUCGUGACAAUCUUAUAGGCAAUUAUGGAGGAUGUCCAUGGAGACCUCCGAACAAAUUGUAUGAUUCAAGGCCUAUUGUUGCGUAA